AUGAUAUUUCAUUUCUCUCCGAUAUCACCGCUCCUCUCACUCGCUUCUUCCUCUUUCACUUCUCUUUGCCUCCGCGCCUUCCUUCGCUCUUCCCCUAAAUUCCCUUCAAGCCCUCCUUUUCCUCAAACCCGCCUCUCCCUUGCAUGCCACCUCUCCACCGGCGGCAGCCUUCGCAUGGACUCGCCUUCACCCGACCCCCCUUCUUCCCUCUCCGUCGACUCUAUAGCCGAGGGUUUGAAAAAUCAAAGCUUAACAGAGCGAGAUAAUGAUAAUAUCAACAACAAAAUUAAAAACAAAAAUGUCAAAUUAGGCCUUGAAGAUCUGAAUUGGGACCAUUCCUUCGUUAGAGAGCUCCCUGGUGACCCUAGAAGUGAUUCAAUACCACGUCAGGUUUUACACGCCUGUUAUACGAAAGUUUUGCCAUCAGCUGAAGUAGAGAAUCCAAAGCUUGUUGCCUGGUCAGACUCAGUGGCUGAUUUGCUUGAUUUGAAUCCUAAAGAAUUUGAAAGACCAGAUUUUCCCCUUAAAUUUUCUGGGGCUUCUCCUUUGGCUGGAGCGGUGCCAUAUGCUCAAUGCUAUGGUGGGCAUCAAUUUGGAAUGUGGGCUGGUCAGCUGGGUGACGGCCGUGCAAUUACUCUUGGGGAGAUUCUAAAUUCUAAGUUAGAAAGGUGGGAAUUGCAGCUUAAAGGAGCUGGGAAGACCCCAUACAGUCGAUUUGCAGAUGGGCUUGCAGUCUUGCGAAGUAGCAUCCGCGAAUUUCUUUGCAGUGAAGCAAUGCAUUUUCUAGGAAUCCCAACUACACGUGCCCUUUGUCUUGUGACUACUGGAAAAUUUGUAACUCGAGACAUGUUCUAUGAUGGCAAUCCAAAGGAAGAACCUGGUGCAGUUGUUUGCAGAGUUGCCCAGUCCUUCCUGCGGUUUGGUUCAUUCCAGAUACAUGCUUCUAGGGGAGAAGAGGACCUUGGCAUUGUUCGUGGUUUGGCGGACUAUGCCAUCAGACAUCACUUCCCUCAUAUCGAGAACAUAAGUAAAAGUGAGAGCUUGUCUUUUAGCACAGGUGAUGAUGAUCAUUCAGUUGUGGAUUUGACUUCAAACAAGUAUGCAGCAUGGAUAGUGGAGGUUGGUGAGCGGACUGCUUCUUUGGUUGCAAGAUGGCAGGGAGUUGGCUUUACUCAUGGUGUUCUGAACACUGACAACAUGAGCAUUUUGGGUCUCACCAUUGAUUAUGGUCCAUUUGGAUUUUUGGAUGCUUUUGACCCAAGUUACACACCAAAUACUACAGAUCUUCCUGGGAGAAGAUACUGUUUUGCAAAUCAGCCUGAUAUUGGCUUAUGGAAUAUUGCACAAUUUGCCUCAACUUUGAUGGCUGCACAUUUGAUAAAUGAUAAAGAAGCAAACUAUGCUAUGGAAAGGUAUGGGACAAAAUUUAUGGAUGAUUACCAAGCUAUAAUGAGCCAAAAGCUUGGCCUCCAAAAAUACAAUAAACAGCUUGUCAAUAGACUUCUUAAUAAUUUGGCUGUUGAUAAAGUGGAUUACACGAAUUUCUUUCGGUCACUUUCCAAUAUCAAAGCAGAUCCUGGUAUUCCAGAAGAUGAGUUAUUGGUGCCACUGAAGGCUGUUCUGCUAGAUAUUGGCAAGGAACGCAAGGAGGCAUGGGUCAGUUGGGUUCAAUCCUAUAUACAAGAGCUUGUUGCCAGUGGCAUCUCAGACGAGGAGAGGAAAACUUCAAUGAACUCAGUGAACCCUAAAUAUGUUCUCAGGAACUAUCUUUGUCAGAGUGCUAUUGAUGCAGCUGAACUUGGUGACUUUGGAGAGGUGCGAAGGCUGCUAAAAGUAAUGGAGCGGCCAUAUGAUGAGCAACCGGGAAUGGAAAAAUACGCACGCUUGCCUCCAGCAUGGGCUUAUCGGCCUGGUGUUUGCAUGCUGUCUUGUUCUUCAUGAGUUCAUUAGUUGGCCAUGUUACACAAACUUAGAAAUACCAAAAAAAGGAAGAGUGCACCUUUGUAUAUAAUAGUGGAAAAGUUUUUUAUUUAGCUUUUCCUCCCCUUAUGCAAUAAAGUGUAGUAAUGCUUGUAUCCCAGUGGGGACAGCAUGCACUUCACUCUGUAAUGCGUAUCUAUGCUAUAGCCAUGGCAUCAGCUUCUUGUAUCUGUUGCCCAUUUGAUGUAAUGGUAUACUAGAGAAAAAAAGAAAAAAAAAAACCUACCAGGAAACCUUGACGCUCAAAGUGGGAGGCUCCAUUUACCCCCUCGUGGUUCUUUUCCAUCUUAAUCAUUGUCACAUUUGACUAUCCUA
Theobroma umbraticum is the source of this 2295-nucleotide messenger RNA. RefSeq names its product selenoprotein O. Gene Ontology annotation, biological process: protein adenylylation. Lineage: Eukaryota; Viridiplantae; Streptophyta; Magnoliopsida; Malvales; Malvaceae. Gene Ontology annotation, molecular function: AMPylase activity. Gene Ontology annotation, cellular component: chloroplast thylakoid. The record is from RefSeq and is a predicted model, not a curated record.